Orbilia oligospora ATCC 24927 is the source of this 1680-nucleotide messenger RNA. RefSeq lists its product as uncharacterized. The record is from RefSeq and is a predicted model, not a curated record. NCBI's taxonomy places the organism in Eukaryota, Fungi, Ascomycota, Orbiliomycetes, Orbiliales, Orbiliaceae. The transcript has 2 exons. The coding region runs from base 1 to 1680 and encodes 559 amino acids.
AUGAUGGCGCCUCAAGGUUCUUUGACGAAGUUGUACUCCGAGUUUAUCACCUCGCCCAAGAGAGAUUCCCUGCAUAGUCAGGCCGGUCUCCAUUACAUCGGCAGCACCGGGAGCUCCUUUCAAUCCGGUGAUGCCAUCAUCAACCAUCUCAAGAGAGAGGCUGGAUGGUACACCAAGAAGGAACAGAAGAUUCUAUCUUCUGUUGAAAGCCACAAUUCCGUCGUCGUCGAAAUCUCAAAUGUGAUUGAAUUCACCAAUGGCGGUGGAAUGCUGCUGCCUAACCUGGACGACAAUUUUGUAACCGAUCAAACUGUCACUCUUCCCAUGGUCCACAUCGUUCAAUUCGAAGACGGCGUGAUCAAGCAAAUCCGCCAAUAUUGGGAUCAGGCCAGUCUUCUCAAGCAGCUCGGCGUCAUCGGUAAAUCCGGCAAAAACUGGCCAAUCCGUUCCGGUGAAGAGCAGGUCAAGCUCAUCAAAGCGUCUGUCAGCUCCGUCGCCGAAUCCGCUGCCGAUGCAAGCGAAUCUGCUUCAACACGUCCUUCGUCCAAGGGUAGUAACCAGUCGGGACGUGAAAGCAUCCAGCUUUUUGCACCAAGAGAGCUUGACGAAGAUGUCUUCAAACCAGCCGUAGCUCCUCCUCGUGGCAGCAUCAAACCUCCAGGCCGUCAACUCCAUGAUAUCAUUGGUGAAGACGGCGACGCCCCAGUUCAACCUACUCCAAAGGGUAGCACCGGAACUGGCCCUCGUCGUACCUUCUUUGUCGGCCAGGAAAUCGAUGAGACCAAUUCUACGCCCGACCGUAAGGUCACCGUCAAUCAUAACAAGUUCAAGCAUUUCGAGUUGGAACAUAACCCAGAGAAGGACGCCGAAACUCCAAAGCCCAGCGCCCCCAAACGUACUAGCAUCUACACCAAAGCCGGAUCCUCUUGGGAUUUCGCUGAUUUCGCUACUCCCGAGAAGCGUCCAACCAAGGUUUCUGCUCAGAAUGCUCGUACUAUGACUUGGAGCGACGACGAGGCAGAGACCUCUCCAGUCCAACCACAGCAGGCUAAGCCUCUUCCUCGAAAAGGUCUCAGCUCUCAGUUUGAAAUUGUCGACGAGACUCCAAAGAAGGCUAAUGGACCUACUCGUGAGCCGUAUGUUCGCAUGGGCAACAAGUCCAACUUCGCCUUGACCGAUGACUCUCCAAAUAAUGGAACCGAGAAGAAGGCCGGUGUCCCACAGGCCCGUCAAACCGUCGUCGAUAGUAUGGAAGCCAACUGGAGCAACACCUCACCACUUGGAGAAGCCAAACCUGCUGCCAACUUCGGGAUCAGCACCAGGGGCGACGGCAUGGGUGGCAAGAAGGGCGCUAGCCGUCACUGGGACUUUGAGGAUGAGACUCCAAAGAAAGCUAAUGGCGCUGGAAUCAAUCCCUCUGGCAACGGAAUCAAGACCUCUGGCAACGGAAUGGGUGGACGAAUGGGCUCUGAACGCGCCUGGGCCUUUGGCCAUGAGGAUGAAGAUGCCAAUGUUCACAAGCCCGUUUAUAAGACUGCUAACGACGGCAUGGGUGGUCGAAAGGCUACCGGUCGCGGUUGGGGAUUCGACGAAGUUGAAGAGGAUGAAAAGCCAGUCAAGAAGGAGAAUGCUAGCUUCCGUACCCAGAGCAAGCCCACCAGCGACUUCUGGUCUUUCUAA